This is a messenger RNA of Clunio marinus, 4138 nucleotides long. Lineage: Eukaryota; Metazoa; Arthropoda; Insecta; Diptera; Chironomidae. The record is from the annotation of a GenBank genome assembly.
ACGUUUUUUGCCUCCCAAUUCUAAUUGAAAUUCGAAGAAGCAAACAUUCACAAUUGCAGUAGUUUGACACCAUUCUCUUCAAACUAGUUUCAGGGGAGAAAUUCAGUGUUUAUCUCAUUAAACAUACAAUAAAACUACAUGUUAAAAGUUGUGAUCAAUUGUGAAGUGAAAUGUCUUUAUCCAGUAAUGAUAGAGACGUAAGUUACGUGUUCCCUAAAAGUGGAAAUUUGUUCUAUGAAAAGAAGAAGGAAUUUAAGUUUUGUAAACCACAUCUAAUGCCAAUUAAAAGUUACACAUUAGAAAAACUCGAAAAAAUGCAAAAAGAAACACAAAAUUUAUUGAAAGAAAAAGCUGAACAAUCAAAAGAACCUUAAGAAGUAUUGAUCCAUACUUCAUUGUCACGAAUUUUUGUGCGAAAAAAAAAGAAUAAGAAGAAAAACAUUUUAAAAAAACAAUCAAUAAAAACAACAAAAAAUAAGUCAUGUAUCUUUUAAUAUUUUCCAUAUGCUCAGCUUUUAUAAUAAGCGCGUUGUUUCUCUACCGAUAUGGUAACAUUCCAAGACAGCAUCCACUGGUAACCGUAUCAGUUUUAGUCGCUUGGAGCUUUUCAUUCCUCAUCGUUUUCACAAUUCCUUUGGACAUCACAGCUACUGUUUAUCGUCAAUGUUUGAAAGAAAACAAUGUCACUGAAAGCAACUCGACGAGCGAAUUCUGCCAGAAACCUUGGGGAAUGGUUUCUGAGGAAGUUUUUCCAAAUCUAUGGAGAAUUAUUUAUUGGUCAUCACAAUUCCUUACAUGGCUUAUUAUGCCACUAAUGCAAUCAUAUUUAAAAGCUGGUGAUUUUAACAUGCAAGGAAAAUUCAAAUCAGCACUGAUUGAUAACGCAAUUUAUUAUGGAACUUACUUGUUCAUCUGUGGAUUUCUUUUGAUUUACAUUGCAUUAAAACCAGGCGUCACUUUAGACUGGCAGAAGUUAAAGGCAAUUGCAUCAUCAGCAUCGAAUACGUGGGGACUUUUUCUUCUUGUUUUACUUCUCGGUUACGCAUUGGUGGAAGUUCCAAGAAGUUUAUACAACAAUUCAAAACCAGGCUACACACUUCAACAAGCAUAUUUUAAACUGUCAAAAUUAAGCUCUGAUAAAGCAGAAGCUGAAGAAACAGCAGAAGAUGUGCUUGAGUCUCUUCAAUCGUUGAAUAUCAUCAUUCCAUCACAUCACCAAUCACGUUCCUAUGUCGAUGAAAUACUGAAAAAAGUUCCAACAGAAUUAAUGGAGAAAGCGAAACGAAGUGUGCGAGCUGGUGAUGGUGGCUCAGGAAUUCCAUCAGAGAAAGCUCUGAUUCGAUUACAUCGUCAAGUGAUUAAAUCGUUACAAGUUUUGCAAAGAACUGAAGCUCUUUGGAAUGUGCAAGUUGAGAAAAUUCUUUAUCUUGAAGACGUUGAAAUGAAUUAUUUAUCAUCACCUCCAUUCCGACAUGAAUUGUCGCGACCGUCAACAUGCAAUCCAAUGUUGCAAUGGUAUUGGGAAUGUGUUGUUAAAUCUCCAUUCCUGAAAAUUCUUGCUGGUGCAACUGCACUCAUGUCAGUGAUGGUUGUUUGGAGUGAAGUUACAUUCUUCAGUGCACAUCCAGUUCUUUCAAUAUUCGCAAAUAUUCUUAAUGUUGCUAAACAUAAUUAUGACUUUGUUACAAUAGAAAUAUUCUCGAUGGCUACGUUGUGCUAUCUUUGCUACUGCGCCUAUUCCACCAUCUUUCGAAUUAAAUUCCUAAACUUGUAUUACCUUGCACCACAUCAUCAGACAAACGAGCACAGUUUAAUCUUCAGUGGAAUGUUAUUAUGUCGUUUGACGCCUCCAAUGUGUCUGAACUUUCUUGGCCUGAUGCACAUGGACUCGCACAUCAUUAAAGUAAGAUUAAUGGAAACAUUUUAUACUCAAAUCAUGGGACAUAUGGAUGUACUUGGAAUCAUAGCGAAUGGCUUUAAUAUUUACUUUCCCAUGGUGAUGCUUGCCGUUUGUGCUGCAACAUGGUUUAGUUUGGGAUCAAGAAUACUUAAUGCACUUGGAUUCCAACAAUUUAUGGCAAAUGAUGAGAUUUCAUCUGAGUUAGUUCAGGAGGGACGAGAUUUGAUGGUUCGCGAGAAACGAAAGCGACAAAGAAAUGAAUCAGCGCUUUCAAGACGACGCGAUUUAGCUUCAAGAGAUUCAAACACAAACACAGCGGCUACAAACUUUAGAGGAUUGUUAAGAGAAGGUGGCAGUGGCAUUGGAUACAAUACAAAUGGAAAUUCUGAUGAACUUAGUCCUGAUUACAGUCGAUCGUUGUCACAAGAAAUUAAUGCGCGAUUUGGUCUGUCAACUGAUGAAACUUUAAGCCCGAAAAGGAAAAAUAGAAUGCAAAAGUGGUUCAUUUUGACAUUAUUUGUUGCUGUCAUUGCUCAGCAAUCAUCAGCCGCAACAUGUCGCUUCUUUUUCGACCAAUUCUUCGGUUAUACGUGUGAAUUAAAUGGCGUAGAAGUGACGACGGAAAAUGAAAAUCUUGUUAUCAAUACCGACAAUCAUGUAGAAGGUCAAAACGAUACGACUGUAAUGGGUUUCCGAGUUGGGGACGCAAUAUUGCGAUUCUUCCCGAACGGCAUCCUACAACAAUUCCCAAAUAUGUAUUACCUUAUACUAGUCAACAGUGGAUUAACUGCACUCACUCCAGGUGCUUUCAAUGGUGGUGUAAACCUUGGAGUAGUCACAAUCAGUCAAUCAGAAAUAACGACAAUUCCUGCUGGUGUAUUCGAUCCACUUGUAAACUUGGGAGUUCUUGACCUUUCUAAUAAUCGCAUUACAGAAAUUCACGAGGAUGCUUUUAUGAACAAUGAAAAUCUUCUAGAUCUUGAAAUCAACGACAAUAUGAUUGAGAGAAUUCCUGGAACUCUUUUCAGAAGCCAAAGACGUCUUGAAAACUUGGGAUUGUACAAUAAUCGAAUUUCUGUGAUUGAAGAUGGUGCAUUUAGUCAAUUGGAAAGUCUUGUAAUUUUCUAUUUACGAGACAAUCGUUUAACAGAACUCCGAACUGAAAUGUUUGGAGAGGAAUUACCAACAUUGGUCUUUUUCAAUUUAAACAAUAAUUUAUUGACAUCAGUUCCACGCUUACCGACACGUGCCCCAAGUUUGAAGUACAUUUAUCUCAUCGGUAAUUACAUCGAAGAGAUUAAUGUCGGUGAUUUCACUUUUGCUUACUCAAACAUCACGAAUAUUGAACUCAGUGACAAUCUUUUGAGUGUUUUGAGUGGCGAACCAUUUGAAGUGUUGGAAAGUCUGGAUACUUUAAGAAUUGAACGUAACAGAAUUAAUUCAAUCGAUAAUGAAUUAUUCGAUCGCGUGCCUUCUCUCUACACCUUCUACAUGGAUGGAAACUCCUGUGCCAGUGUUCGUUUUAACAACAUUCGAUCAAUCGAUCAAGAUCAAAUCAUACAAGAUUCACUCGAUCAUUGUUUCUACAACUUCUUUGAACCACAAGUCACAGCAGUUUGUAAUUUCGUAGAAGAUGAAAGCUUUGGAUACACAUGUGAAGUUUCAGAUUUAACUUUCUUUACUUUCCGUGAUAAAUUUGCAUUUAGUGGAACACACAUGCCUGGAAGAAGCGAUGCUGAUGUUACUGGGAUUAGAGUUUUAAGUGGAAGUAUGGUUCGCGUUCCUCCAUCAAUCUUCCGAACCUUCCCAGCUUUAACAUCCGCAAGCUUACAGAACUUAGACAUUUCCGUUGUCGAGAGAAAUACUUUCAUUGAAUGCGGACGACUUUCAUUCUUGGAUAUGUCAAGCAAUCGUGUGCAACGUUUAGUUCAAAGAUCAUUUGAAAAUUGUUAUUAUCUCGAAGAGUUAAUUCUUGAUAACAAUCGGAUUGCAGAAGUUCAACCAUGUGGCAUUUUCCUUUUAAACAUCUAUCAAACGAGGAGAAUUUCGAUGCUUAACAACGUUUGUGUCAACACUGUUCUUUACAAUUAUUACGACUCAUGGCUCAUUGAUGAUCUUGAUUUAUUCGUCAAUCCUUACUUCAACCGAUGUUAUUCGCUCUUUUUUAUGUUUCUUGAUCAACAACAAACAAAUUAAGUUAAUGAGAAAAUAAAAAUCGUUUCCUGAAAAUAACGAUAA